Molecule: messenger RNA, 510 nt
Organism: Arachis ipaensis
Lineage: Eukaryota; Viridiplantae; Streptophyta; Magnoliopsida; Fabales; Fabaceae
Biological process (GO): photosynthesis
Source: RefSeq, a predicted model, not a curated record
AUGAGCAUGAGCAUGAGCAUGAGCAGCAGUAGCAGUUACCCAACAAGGGCGUGUUCGCCUUCAUCCUCCGUGAGCGUCUCCCCUAACUGCACUUCUUCAUGGAUGAUUCUCCCCAAGAACCCUCUCUCACUCCCUCAACCCUCAUGCGCCCUCUCACUCCCAACCCCCACGCGCCGUCCCCUAACCGGCCUCGUUAGGUGCGAGGUCGCAGUUCAACUCUCUUCUCAACAAGACGAAGAAGCAGAAGAAUCUUCCAAGGUCAGCAAGGUCGGUGCGCGCGUUAGGGUGAAAUCGCCGCUCAAGGUCUAUCAUGUUCCCAAGGUUCCGGAGCUCGAUCUCGACGGAAUGGAAGGUCAGAUCAAGCAGUACGUAGGGUUAUGGAACGGGAAGCGAAUCUCUGCUAACUUGCCUUAUAAGGUUGAGUUUGUUACGGAAAUUGAAGGACGUGGCAAGAAUUCAGAGUCUUCGAUCACAAUUAAAGUCUGUAAGACUCACUACUACCACUACUGA